CCGGAAGAGAGCCUUUUCUGCCCUACCUGGAGAAGGGGAGGCGAGCAAGGAGCAGCGCGCCGUUUCGCGCAAGGGCUGCGGUGAUUAGCUGCUGAAGGUGUGCAGUAGUGCUUUAAAAGAUCGGAGUGACUGUAAGGGCUUGUUGAGGAAGAAUGAGGUGCGGAAAUGUUCCAGAAUUCUGCAAGGCCUACAACUUGCCCUUGUCUUAGACCAGAAUCAGGAUGUUCCAUGUUGUCCGAAGACAGAAAAUGAAACGGAAAGGCAGAAGCCCUGCUGGGAAGCAGCAGGACUCUUGCGACGUGUGGCUGGAUGCUUCAGCACUCAAAAGACGCAAAAUGAUGAAUGUUGUCAGUAAGUCAGCGUUAAGUAUCUUGGACAAACACUCUCGCCCUGCUGCAGUAAACGGGUCUCAUCCAUGCACUAAACAAACCACUAUUUCUACUUUCUUCACUGCCCCGAAAGCAGGGGAAAGGAAUGCCGGCCCAAACAAAAGGUUAUCAACCUCUGCAUCAAACAGUGCCGUCAACCUAAAAGACCAUGAACUGCUUAGAGGGGAAAGAACCACGGCCUCAACUUCUGUCCUUCAACCAUCAGCCCUGCAAGAUCGCAAACGACAACCUGCAAAGUCAACAAACGGCUGGAGCCCUUUCCCUUGCAAUUCUUUCCCUGCUCAAGGCCAGAGCCACAACAGCACCCUCCGUGUUGCUACGGGGGAGGCCUUUCUAACCACAGACCUCAUUCAGCACCUGGAAGAAAAGGGGGGCCUUGAUCAGCAGAGGGUUCCUAUGUCACCUCUGAAAGAAAAAAACAAUGGCUGGCAAAGAGAAAAAAGUCCCACUUUGUUUUCUCAGAGUAGCCAAAGCUUUAAAAUAAUUUCAAGCCAAAGAACUAAUGCAGGGAAAAGGCGCAGACCCCCUUGUACAGACACUACUUUCGUGAACUCCUGUGACUCUGAAAAUAUGGAACCUGAACUGGAAGAAAACACACCAGAAGCAGCAUUUUUGAGGCAUUUCAACCGAACUGCAUCUGGAUUCUGCACGAAGCACAAGAACGCCACCAGCAGUGGCGAGAAAGGCUCUGAGAACAGCUCCCCAGCUCCAACGCAGCCGCUGUUCACACAGGACUCUGAGGGUCACAAAGUAAUUUUGCACCGCUUUUGGGAUGAACGAGGCAAACCGUCUUCGCAAAAGGAGCCUUGGUGGGGCAAAAGCAGCCCCACAAGAAGCUCCUUCUACAAGGGCUGCUUUGAAGAUUGUUGCUCUGGAGAGAGAAGCCCCUCCAGGGCUCUGGGCGCGAGCUUUCCUCUUCUGACAGACUGUAGUGAAAAGUCAUGUUAUGACUUGCUAUUCUCAGAGGAUUCAGAAGGCAAUAAAGUCAUUAAACACUAAAUCAUAAUUGCUCUGUGAGA
Python bivittatus (Burmese python) is the source of this 1408-nucleotide messenger RNA. RefSeq names its product aurora kinase A and ninein interacting protein (gene AUNIP). Lineage: Eukaryota; Metazoa; Chordata; Lepidosauria; Squamata; Pythonidae. The record is from RefSeq and is a predicted model, not a curated record. Gene Ontology annotation, biological process: spindle organization. Gene Ontology annotation, cellular component: centrosome; spindle pole.